AUGAAACUGCUUCUGGUUUGUGCUCUCCUGGGGGUAGCUGGUGAGUCUCUUCCUGGGGCGUAAUCUGUAUUUGACUAUUAAAUCCGUAUGUCCACCUUGUUAUUCUUUAUCUAAUAAUAGGGUGGUGAUAAAAUAUUGGGUCCAGGAAUCUCACCACUAAGUUAAACUAAUUUGGUGUUUUAGUAAAUUUGAUUCUUCUGCAUUUGUUGUAUAGUUUGUGUAUUCUUUUUUACUGUUUAUUGUAAAUGUCAUUGGUAUACCUACGUGUAUAUAUGAAACAGCAACAAUUUAUAUGGCACUAUGUUAAAUAUUAAUUCAGGAGCAAAUACCUGGUCAACCGCUGAUUCACUUACCAUACUCAAAUAUAAACAAUUGUAUCUUUUGAUACAAAAUAAACAUAUAUAGCAAAAGAUAGGCUUCUUUAUUUUAAUCAUGAUUAUUAUAAAAAGUGUAUUAGCAAAGUGUAACAUGAUCCUGUAUGCUUAAUUGAAUGAUGCGCAAACAUUUGUGCAAAAUCCCAAAAUAUAUAUUUUUAAAUAGUACCAGGGACCAGCUAAUAGAGUGGCACUUUUCACAGUUUUUUUUACUUAAUGUUUUUUUCUGCCACAGCUGCCUUUGAUAAUGAUGAUGAUAAGAUUGUCGGAGGUUACACCUGCACCAAGAACUCCGUCCCAUACAUUGUAUCACUGAACAUCGGUUACCAUUUUUGCGGAGGUUCCCUGAUUACCAGCCAGUGGGUGCUCUCUGCUGCUCAUUGCUACAAGCCGUAAGUGAAAAGAAAGAAAAACGUUAAACAUAAAUCAGUCCUGGUUAAUAUUUCACAGUAAAUUAUAUAUUAAAUAUAGGACAAUGUUCUCAAUUAAAUAUAUUUGGAUAAACAUUUAAAAUGAUUUCAUGGUUUACAGAAUCUAUUUUAAUAUUAAUAUGUAGUUUUUUUUAAUAAAUUGAUAUAUCUUUUUUAUAUGAUAUAUUUUUCAUAUUUUAAUAUGUUGGGGAUAAAAACAUUCAAAAAUGUGAUAAAAAAAUGAAUGAAUAAUUUGAAAGGCUUAUUCAAUAAUAUUUAAACAAGAUCAAUGUCUGCAUGAAAAAUUAAGGUAAUAGGUCUUCAAUUGGUGUCAUAGAAAUUAUAUUAACAAACCUAGUCAUGUGUAUCUGAUUGCAUUACUUUUCACUCUUGCAGACACUUUGAUGUUAGACUGGGUGAGCACAACAUCGCUGUGAGCGAAGGCACUGAGCAGUUCAUUAGCUCAGUCAAGGUCAUCACACACAGCAACUACAAUCGAUUUACCUUUGACAGUGACAUAAUGCUGAUCAAGCUUGCCUCACCUGCCACCUUGAAUUCCUAUGUGAAUACUGUGUCUCUGCCCUCUAGCUGUGCUGACGCUGGUACCAGCUGUCUAAUUGCUGGAUGGGGAAACACACUGAGUGAUGGAGGUAAGCCAAAGGUCUUAGUCAAGUUUUUACUUAGAUCCUUAUUCUAUUUGAAUGAAUAGGUUUCUUUAUAUUGAAAACCGUGUAACAUCGAGACAUUGAUAUAUGAAUGUACUCUAUAUGGAGUAAAUAGAUCCUUAAUUGUAUGAAGUUUUCCAAUUGAAUACGGUAAUUUUUUUGAAAAGUCUAAUGUAUUUUUUUUUUAAGUUACUUUAGUGUUUAUGUGAUCCAUUCCACCUCCCAAAUACUAAAUGUGCAACACUAAGCAAAUAAAUCAAAUAAUUCUUACCCCUUUAAUAGAAAUGGGGAAACCAAAUACUCAUAUACAUGUAAAGAGAAAAAUAGAAAAUAAAAUCCAAUAGUGCAAUAUUGUAACACUAUAAGUAAGUGGAACAUGUAUGGGAAAAUAUGCUCACAUGUAUAAAUAUACAUAAAUAAUGUAUUUUACCUUAUCUGAAUAGUUCAAAUUGUUCUAUAAUGUGAUCUCAUGCAGAAAUGAUCAAAUAAAAACCUGGCUCAACUAACUAAUAUUUUCAUUUUAUUAAGUAAAUUACCCAGAUCUCCUGCAGUGUCUGACUGCCCCGGUCCUGCCUUCCUCCCAGUGCAGUAAAGCCUAUCCAUGGAGAUUCAGCAGUAACAUGUUCUGUGCUGGAUUCAUUGAAGGUGGCAAGGAUUCCUGCCAGGUAAUGUAUCUUACCAUUCCUGAUCUAGCAGCUCCCACAUCCCAUAGUUGUGAUUUCAUCUGAUAUGAACCCAACAUUCAAAUCUAGUAUUUUGCUAAUAUUUUUAGUUAUGUUAUUGAAGUUACCCAUAGGAAUCAUGUAAAUAUCUCAAAUAGUGGCAUUUUUUUUAAAAAAAGCUUAUGAAUCAGUUAACUCUUAAAAAACAGACAUUUUCUAUGAUUUUUUUUUUUUACAGAUAGAAACCAUUUUCUAUUAAAAUCGUUUAGGUAUUCCAGUUUAAAAGAUUUGUGAUAAGCCGACACAUUGAUUUCAUUAUUUUAUAUUUUUAGAAUUUCAAGACAAUUAUCACUCUUUGAUAUUUUAUUUUUUAUAUAAUGGAUUGAUCUUAGUUGGUAUAAACUGAUUUUUUUUAAAUUCUCUAUCCUUUCAGGGUGACUCUGGUGGUCCUGUAGUAUGUGAUGGACAGCUCCAUGGUGUGGUAUCUUUUGGAAAGGGAUGUGCUCAGAGAGACUACCCUGGUGUCUACACAAAAGUCUGCAACUACAUUAGCUGGAUCGAGAACACAAUAACAUCAUACUGA
Pelobates cultripes (western spadefoot toad) is the source of this 2694-nucleotide messenger RNA. NCBI's taxonomy places the organism in Eukaryota, Metazoa, Chordata, Amphibia, Anura, Pelobatidae. The record is from the annotation of a GenBank genome assembly.